Molecule: messenger RNA, 1394 nt
Organism: Neocloeon triangulifer
Lineage: Eukaryota; Metazoa; Arthropoda; Insecta; Ephemeroptera; Baetidae
Product: protein FAM50 homolog
Exons: 6
Coding region: 212-1294 (360 amino acids)
Biological process (GO): chromatin organization
Cellular component (GO): nucleus
Source: RefSeq, a predicted model, not a curated record
CUGCGCUCAAAGCUCAAAACAACAGGACCAGGACAGGGGCGUGUCGAGCAAAUUUUUAGUUCUUGUUGAUGUUUACAAUUUACAUUUUGUGCUUGUGCAUAAUUUGGUUUGGAGGUUGGAGCCUGGAGGAUCUUAUUUCUUUAUAGAGCAGAAAGAAGACCGGGGUUAAAUCUUUUAUCGGAGAAAAAAAACUAAAAGCCAGGGCUGAAAAAUGGCACAUUACAAAGGCGCGGCGAGCGAGGCUGGCAGGGCAAUGCAGCUGAUGAAGAAGAGGGAACAAGCCCAGCAAGAAAUGGAGCUCAGGAAAAAGAAGCUAGAAGAGGAACUCAAAUUGUCCAACAUGGAAAACAAAUUUGCGACACACUACGACGCGGUCGAACAGCAGUUGAAGAGCUCGACCAUUGGUUUGGUCACUUUGGACGAGAUGAAAGCCAAACAAGAGGACAUUGUGAAGGCGCGAGAGAUGAAAAUGGCCCAGAAGCAGGCUGAGAAGGAACAAGAGCAGGAAAGACAACUGGAGGCAAAGAGAGAGGAAAAACGGAGACAAAAACAGCAGAUCCAAACUCUGUCCUUCAACUUAGAUGAGGAUGAGUGUGAAGACGAAGACGAGGAAGUUUGUCCGUCGCCGAAAGCAGAAAUAGAAAGCAAAGAGCAAAUCAAGCGAGAAAUAGAUUCAGAUGAAAACAGCUCGGAUAGCAAAGAGGAAGUGGCUGCAAAGAAGAUCAAGAAAAACCCUGACGUAGACACAAGUUUUUUGCCGGAUAGAGAGCGGGAAGAGGAGGAAAACAGAAUAAGGGAGCAGUUGAGACAAGAGUGGGUCGCGAAGCAGCAGUCGCUGAAAGAGGAGGAAAUUGAGAUCACAUUCAGUUACUGGGACGGUUCGGGCCACAGACGAACAGUCAACAUGAAGAAAGGUAAUUCAAUUUACCAGUUUUUGCAAAGGUGUCUCGAGAUGCUCAGGAAAGAGUUCAGUGAACUUAAAACAGUGACCGCAGACCAGCUGAUGUACGUCAAAGAAGAUCUCAUUCUUCCGCAGCAUUACACUUUUUAUGACUUCAUUGUAACCAAGGCCCGAGGCAAAAGCGGUCCCCUGUUUCAGUUCGACGUCCGGGACGACAUUAGAUUAGUGAGUGACGCGACCAUUGAAAAGGAGGAGAGCCAUGCCGGCAAAGUUCUCCUGAGAAAUUGGUAUGAGCGAAACAAGCACAUCUUCCCAGCAAGUCGCUGGGAGCCGUUUGACCCAACCAAGAGCUACGACAAGUACACAGUUAAUGACAGAAAUGCAAAAAAGUGAAUUUUAACAUAUCUGGAAAUGUGUAAAACCAAAUUACACCACUCUUUGGGGAUGUAAAAAUAAAAAAUAAAGGAAUUCCUUUGCAGGCAUAUUUUACUUA